Messenger RNA from Bolinopsis microptera, 1198 nucleotides. RefSeq names its product G-protein coupled receptor 157-like. The transcript is spliced from 8 exons. Gene Ontology annotation, cellular component: plasma membrane. Bases 37 to 1164 code for a protein of 375 amino acids. Gene Ontology annotation, biological process: adenylate cyclase-activating G protein-coupled receptor signaling pathway. The record is from RefSeq and is a predicted model, not a curated record. NCBI's taxonomy places the organism in Eukaryota, Metazoa, Ctenophora, Tentaculata, Lobata, Bolinopsidae. Gene Ontology annotation, molecular function: G protein-coupled receptor activity.
UAACCAAGUAACCAGCUGUAGUAACCAGUAAGUAAUAUGAGUAAAAACAACAGUGAGGCUGGUGUUGAAGAGACGCUGAGAUCUGUGCUAAUCAUCACGUGUUCCUCUUGUUCAGUAAUCGGAGCUUGUGUAAUCAUUGCCUCAUUCCUCUUGGUGAGAAGUGUACGCACGGCUUCAAGAUGUAUUGUCGUCAUCAUGGCUAUAGCUGAUAUUAUGGUAGCCCUUCCUGCUCUCAUGAGUGAGAUAAUUUUUGUGACAAACAAUAAAUCACUAGAAACAGUGGAACUUUGCAAAAUACAGUCUUUCUUCACAACGGUGGGAGCACAAGUGUCGAUGAUUUGGACUGCAGGACUAGCGCAACACAUGUUUAUACUUGUAGCAUGCAGGAAGGAGGCUGUGAGAGGCGGGUUCAUCAUUCUAUCUAUGAUGACUGCCGGAGUUAUUGCUGAGAAUGUGUACCUUUACUGUGUAAACAUCCUGGGUGGCUCUCAAAUUGUCGGCAUAAAGUGGUGCUGGAUAAACAUUACAAAUGAUCCUGUCUGCCACUGUAAAACUAACUGUAACUGGAUGCUUUGGGAUGGAAAAGUUCUUGAAAUGGCGAUGUACCUGGCAGUAUUCGUUUACUACUUUCUCCUCUACACCAAAGUAAAACACUUAAAAAACCGCAACGACCUCGCUUCCUCCUCUCUGGUAACCGCAAUCGCCAAAACAGGUAAGAUAGUAGCCAUACCGUUUGUGUUUAUCCUGGUCCGGCUCUGGGGCACUCUCGUCACUCUCUGGCUGAUAAAAACAGGCUGCCAGCGACCCACCUCCACCCUGUUCGACACCCUCCUCAUCCUGAUGUCGUUCUUUGACAUGUCCCAAGGCUGGGUUAACUUCAUCCUCUACUUCCUCACAACGGGACACGAGAUAAACCUGACGAACAGGUUGAAGUUAGUGGUAAGGAGCUUACCGUACAUGGCUAAAACACGCCGGACCCACUGCUCGGAGAACUCUUACAUGACCUUUAACGAGAGUGGGGGGAGGAGGAGCAGUCUGACGGUGGGUAAUACUGUUAGUUCUAGCAGGGGCGGGGGGAGCAGGACCUAUAGUUCUAGUCCUCAGAUAGGACAUUGUCUGCAGAGACCGGCUAGUUCCCCUGAUACAGUGGGGAUAGAUCUGUGAAGUAAAUAGUAACCUGGUAACCAGCUAGUAACCU